Theobroma umbraticum is the source of this 1851-nucleotide messenger RNA. RefSeq names its product protein NRT1/ PTR FAMILY 7.3-like. Gene Ontology annotation, biological process: transmembrane transport. Gene Ontology annotation, cellular component: membrane. Gene Ontology annotation, molecular function: transmembrane transporter activity. The record is from RefSeq and is a predicted model, not a curated record. Lineage: Eukaryota; Viridiplantae; Streptophyta; Magnoliopsida; Malvales; Malvaceae.
AUGUCCUACCAGGAUAUGGAGACAAGGCAACAAUCCUGUUCUGCUUCUUCAGUUAGCUAUGUUAUUGAGUCAAAUGAAGAAAGAAAGAGAACUGAUGAGAAUGCGUGCACGAAAGAUGGAUCGCUUGAUCGCCAUGGCAAGCCAGCCAUGAAGGGGAGAACUGGAGGAUGGAGAUGUGCAAUGUUAAUACUAGUGAAUCAAGGACUUGUUACGCUUGCAUUUGCUGCAGUGGAGGUGAAUUUGGUUCUGUUUUCGAAGUCUGUUCUAAGGCACACUAAUGCAGAGGCAGCAGACACAUUUAGCAGAUGGAUGGGAACUGUUUAUCUUUUCUCUUUUAUGGGUGCUUUUCUAAGUGAUUCCUACUUGGGAAGAUACCUGACAUGUGUCACAUUUCAGGUUCUCUACCUUAUUGGGUUGGUAUCACUAUCCUUGGUGACGCAAUUGUUUCUACUAAAACCUCAAGGUUGUGGCAAACAGGGACAGUUAUGUGAACCUCAUUCUCCAGCUGAAAUUGCAAUAUUUUAUGUAGCAAUCUAUCUAAUUGCUUUAGGCAAUGGAGCCCCUGAACCUGCACUUGCUGCAUUUGGAGCUGACCAGUUCGACGAGGAGGAUGAUGAAGAAAACCAAUCAAAGAACUCAUUUUAUAGUUAUUUUUAUGUGGCCUUAAACCUGGGAUCCUUGGUUGCUGAGACUGUAUUGGUAUAUAUACAGAACAUUGGCAACUGGAUCCUGGGGUUCUGGAUAUGUGCCACUUGUGCAAUGGUAGCUUUUUCGUUGCUAUUGUGUGGGAGUUUUAGGUACAGACACUUCAGGACUGUUGGAAACCCCAUCUCCAAGUUCUGUCAGGUGAUAGUAGCUUCCAUGAGGAAAAUAAACCUUCAAGUACCCUCAGAUGGGGAAGGGCUUUAUGAAGUUCAAAGAAAGGAAGACAAAAAUAGUGGUGUCAGAAGAAUUCUUCACACUGAUGCCUUCAAAUUUCUUGAUCGAGCUGCCAUUAUCACCCCACAAGACAUUUUCUUGCUAACAAACAAGGGUGAAACAGCAAAUCCAUGGUAUCUUUGCACCAUCACACAAGUUGAAGAAGUGAAGUGCAUACUAAGAUUACUUCCAAUAUGGCUCUGCUCCAUUUUAUCCUCUGUAGUGUUCAUACAAAUGCUUUCCCUCUUUGUCGAGCAAGGAGCUGCCAUGGAAACAACAAUCUGGAACUUUCACAUCCCUCCAGCCAGUAUGUUUGCAUUUGACAUCGUAAGCACAUCUGCUUUCAUUCUAUUGUACGACAAACUCAUGGUUCCUUUAUACGUCAGACUCACAAAAAGAGAGCCUAAGCCUCCAUCCGAGCUACAAAGAAUAGGGAUCGGUAUAGCCAUCGCCAUGGUGUCCAUGAUAAUUGCAGGCAUCGUUGAGCAACAAAGACUAAAAUAUGCUAACCACAAUGGUGAAGAGACAAGUGCUUUAAGCAUUUUCUGGCAGACUCCACAGUAUGUGCUCGUGGGAGUGUCUGAGGCAUUGAUAUAUGUUGCCCAAAUGGAAUUUUUUGCAUCCCAAACACCAGAUGGAUUGAAAAGUUUGGGAAUUGGGUUGUCCAUGUACUCUUCAGCCAUGGGUAGUUACAUAUGUAGCAUAGUUUUGGCAGCAGUGAUGGCAAUUACAUCAAAGAAUGGGAAGCCUGGUUGGGUUCCACCGGAUCUGAAUGCUGGACAUUUGGAUAGAUACUUCUUUUUGUUAGCUGCAUUGGCUGCACUUAACUUGGCCCUUUUUGUUGCUUGCGCUAAGCGGUAUAAUCCCACAUCUUUUGAAAAGAGAGCUGAAGAGGUAGAAAUGGAGGCUAGAGAUCAAGCCAGUGAAGCUUGA